AGCACGAAACUUAUCACGCUUAUUAUACUUGAACGCAUAUCUAUUAAAACAUAAUCUUAGUAUAAGAGUGUCGGUUGACAGUUAAGUGACAAGUCAUUUGCUGCUCCUUACUUUUAAUUCUUCUAGUUUUACAAUCAACAACCAACAUGUAUGACACGAUAUUAUCUGUCAUCUGUUACACUGCAGGGUUUGUAAUCACGCUCUUCACCUUGACAUUUCUUGUUUCAUGUGAAAGACUACAAUAUCACCUCAAGUUCUCUUGUUAUAUAGUAACCAUUGUUAUAUCAACAACUCUGCACUUACCUUUUAUGUUACUACGAAUCAGAGAUUGGAGGAAUGCACUAGUGACUGCGUGGUGUAUUAGACAAUGUUGUAAAUUUAUCGGACUAACGUAUCGUGUUCGUGGGAAAGAGAAUAUUGUUAAUGAAUCAGGCAGUGUUAUACUGGUCAAUCACCAAAGUGCAUUGGAUAUGACUGUUAUGGGUGUGUUGUGGUCAUUAAUUGAUAACUGUGCAGCAAUUGCAAAAAAAGAGAUUCUAUAUGCGGGACAGCUUGGUUUAGCAUCCUGGCUGUGGGGAACUAUUUUUAUUAAUAGAAGAAAUAGUGAAGAAGCUCGCAGCAUUAUGAAUGCGACCGCGAAAUCUAUUAGAGACUCAAAGGUACAUAUUUUAAUAUUUCCAGAAGGACAUCGACACUCUAAUCAAACACUACUGCCUUUUAAGAAAGGCGCUUUUCAUUUAGCAAUCAGAUCGCAAAUGCCAAUUCAGCCGGUUGUUGUUUCAAAAUAUUAUUUUAUCAAUUCCAAGCUUACGAAAUUUAAUUCAGGUGUGAGUUAUAUUACAAUUUUGCCUCCUAUUCCUACCAAAGGUUUAACAGAAGAUGACCUUCCGACGCUUUUAGAUGAAACGUAUAAUGUAAUGAACAAAGUAUUCCUCGAAACAUCAGAAGAAGCACUAAAUGAACACAUGAAUAGUAUGAAAGGUGAAUAGUGCGAAGCAACACUGUUAAAAAUUUUUAAUAAAAUUCAGUGUUGGUCAAAUGAGAUUUUAAAAAAUUUCGGCUACUUCGCCAAAAGUUUUACCAAAAGUUAUUCAACUUUAGGUAAGCUUGUGUUCCAACUGA
This is a messenger RNA of Habropoda laboriosa, 1122 nucleotides long. Its product is annotated as 1-acyl-sn-glycerol-3-phosphate acyltransferase alpha-like. The transcript is spliced from 6 exons. NCBI's taxonomy places the organism in Eukaryota, Metazoa, Arthropoda, Insecta, Hymenoptera, Apidae. Gene Ontology annotation, cellular component: membrane; endoplasmic reticulum. Gene Ontology annotation, biological process: phosphatidic acid biosynthetic process. The record is from RefSeq and is a predicted model, not a curated record. The coding region runs from base 147 to 989 and encodes 280 amino acids. Gene Ontology annotation, molecular function: 1-acylglycerol-3-phosphate O-acyltransferase activity.